CUAUUUCUUAUCAAAGAACUCAAAACGUUGGAAAUUCUUACCAAGUUCAAAAUUUCUCAGGUAAGAGGAAGUGGAACUUUGAUAGACAAAAUAACGGUAAAGGAAAAGGGAAUAAUGCAUCAAAGAAAGAAAAGACGGAGAUAGUAGGAGUUAAUGGUGAUAAGCAUUGUCCUAAGUGCGAUAGACCUCACAAAGGAAAAUGUGUAUUGGGAAAAAAUGUUUGUCGUUUUGGGUAGUUUAGACUUGUUAAAACUCUCAAAAAAUACAAAUUAGAGUUUUACAGGUAACACUGUCGCUCGAGUGAUCGUCCAAUGAAAAGUUAGUGACGGUUUUUUGCUCGAACAAAGGCUUAAGCGACGUCCUUUUUGUUUGUGCCGCUCGAGCAGUGUGUUGGUCAAAAGCAAGCAAAAAUGCUAUGGUCCUUCUUUCCUUGUUUUGAAGUUUAACCUUAACUAAGGGGUCAACGAGCCAAGCCAAACCAGAACUCUUGGCUCGGGUUUUUUCACAUCGAGCCUUUUUUGGCCCGAGCCAAAGAUUUAUGAAUUUGACCCUUUUUGUUCACAUGAUUGCCAAUUACAAUUAAACCUAACAAGUAUGAUUCCCACUUCUUUAGUAUUGUGCUUUUUGAACAAUAUUUUUAUAGAAUUUGAUCAUUUUGAGUUGGCUUACUUUUAACAUCUUUCUCUUUUCUAAUUAAAAUUUUAGGUUUUGUUGUCAUACAAUUUAAAUUACAUCUUCUUGGGGGUAAUAUGCAGUUGAGUAUUCAUUCUCCAUGCGGGAAUUAGAGAGAAGCCUCAAAUCCAUGUGUGAGGAGUUCAUUAUGUUGGUCACUAAGCUGGUUGUGGAUCCUGUGUUGUCUCUUGUCACCAAGGUUUUGUCUUCUAUUUACUAAUGUGGAGAAAACUUGUCUCAGUACUAUUUUUGGCAUUUUGAGAUGUCAUGUAUCAGGUGACUGCUGUCAAAGUUGCAUUGUCUUUGGGAAAUCAGAAUCAGAAGGUAGAGUCUGCUAUUGCAAAGCCACUCAAAGAUCAAGCUUUUGCAACCCCGGAGAAGGUCUCUGAGCUUGUCUUGAAGGUCAGUUCUGCAAUUCAACAAGAGCUGCCAAAUGCAAUGGCGAAAAUGAAGCUUUAUCUGCAAAACCCUCCCACACGUGCGGACAAACAUUGUUGGAGCGCAUAUUCCAGUACAGUCCCUUCUUAAAUCCGAGUAUAUUCAAAAUAUGGUGUCAAUUCAGGAUUUGCAAGCUUAGCCCGAUAACCUUUUGUAAGGGAGUCCAAAUCCUAAUGUUCACGAAAAUAAUAUUUCGAUUUGAAACUCAACAAGUGUACGAUUCGUUAAUAAGUAAUAAAGUGAAUGUUGAGUCCAAGUAUCGUCUCACAGGGAUUGAUUUAGUUCAAUUUUUAUUACCUUGACCUUAGCAGAAACUAAGUUGUCAAACAUGAAUUGUAGUGACUUAAAUUAACCUUAACCUAGC
Molecule: messenger RNA, 1474 nt
Organism: Olea europaea var. sylvestris
Lineage: Eukaryota; Viridiplantae; Streptophyta; Magnoliopsida; Lamiales; Oleaceae
Exons: 4
Coding region: 940-1200 (86 amino acids)
Biological process (GO): Golgi organization; intra-Golgi vesicle-mediated transport; intracellular protein transport
Cellular component (GO): membrane; COG complex; cis-Golgi network
Source: RefSeq, a predicted model, not a curated record